Molecule: messenger RNA, 4690 nt
Organism: Xenopus tropicalis (tropical clawed frog)
Lineage: Eukaryota; Metazoa; Chordata; Amphibia; Anura; Pipidae
Gene: ahi1
Product: Abelson helper integration site 1
Exons: 25
Coding region: 262-3897 (1211 amino acids)
Cellular component (GO): adherens junction; centriole
Source: RefSeq, a predicted model, not a curated record
CGUGUAGUUGUGACGCCGCAUUCUCGCGAGAUGAGAAUUGGGGAUUAGCUGUUCUGAGGUAGUCAAGGAGCAGGACGUAAACAGUGUUGCGGGACAUUUAAGCUGCGACCCGAGGCUGCGGGCUGCGUUGAGAAAAAGCGGGACUAUUGGGCGGAAUGCAAUACCUUGACGUGCAGAUGUGGUAAAUGAGAACAUUUCUACAGUGAUAAUGUCUGAAUAAAAAAGCCUCAUUGAACAGAAAAUGUUGGAUCUUGGGCAAAAAUGCCGGCCAUAGAGAGUGAGGCUAAAUUAAGGACAAAGGCAAGGUUUGAAGAAGUUUUCCAGAGCUAUGCUGGAUUGCCAGGUACCAAAAACAAGUCUCGCAAGAAGACAACCCCUGAAGAACACAUAGUGCUUGAGUCAUUUAAAGGUCAGCUUGAUCUAUUGAAGAAUAGUGCAAAUGAAACAAUUAUAAACACAUACAAUGCAGAGGAAGAAAGUCCAAGGUUUACAAAAAACAGACUAAGAGAAAGAACACCAGUAGCUGAAAAGCAAAGCAAUGUUAAUAAGGAGCAGACCGUGGUUAAGCUGGAGAAGAAGAAAAAUAAGAAAACAAAGUUGUCAGAAGCCGUAACUAUUAGAGAAACAUUUGAUGAAAGUUUAGACCUUGCACAACAAGUUUCAAACUCUGAAGAACAAAAAUGUAAAACUCGCAAAAAAAAAGAAAAAGAUGUCUGGAAAGAAGAACGUGGUCCCUCGGAUUUUAAUGAUGAGGACCACCUAAUUGAAGAAAACCUUGUCCAUGUUUCACAAAAAGAAACUGAAGAACUUCGAGAAAAGAUAAAAAACAAGCUUAAGACUCGACUUUAUCAACAGCCUGUCAUAAAUGAUACUCAAACUGUGCCAAUGAAUAAUGAAAUUGGGAUUAAAAAAAAGAAGAAAAAGGAAAUGGUGGUUACAUCUGAACCAGAAACAAGUGUCACGUUUAUUUCCGAACUUCAACAUGGCCCGCCACAAAUAACCAGCUUGCAGCCACAACUGCAUUUUUCUGAACAUUUUGUCAAUGAAAGUUUGCCAACAACUAAAGUGAAAAAGAUUAAGAAAAAGGCAAAAGCAAUAAAAGAAGAUGGCCCAGAAAAUGGUAUUGAAGAUGACAACAAAGAAAAACACCCAAAGCAUUUGUAUGAUCCCAGCUUGGUAUUGGGUGUUUAUAUCCAUCGUUCUGAUAAACUACUAACUCGCAUCAUGGUUUCCCGUCCCAUUGUCAAGAUUCAUGUGAUUGAUCAAAGGACUGGGGCAUAUGUUAAGAAAGAGAGCAGCAUUAAUGCAGUUUCAUCUUUAAAAGAAUCAGAAAGUAAUGCAUACAUUCUUCCUGUGGAGACACAAGCAUAUGACUUCAAGAGGCAUAAAUCACCCAUUCCUGAAUGGGAUGAGCAAAUUAUAAUUAAUGAACGUUUUUUAUAUUUUUUGCAAGAAAAUGAAGACAGUCCUAAUGUUAUCCUGUUCUUUGAGAUAAUAGACAUAUGUAAUUCAGAUGGGACCAAUCCUAAUUCGGAAUCACAAAUUAAGGAAAAAGGUUUUCGGAGGCUUGCUUGGGCAUUUUUGAAGCUUGUCGGUGCUAAUGAAGUAUUCAAUGUGGAUACAAAACUGCGCCUUCAACUUUAUUACCCACCAUCACGUGCUCGUCUUUCUUCUAAUUGUCACAUCUAUGAAUGGUGGCUAAAAUAUCCCAGGAACCCUUAUCCAUCUACCUUAUAUGUCACUGUAAAAGGCCUAAAGCUAAAGGAAAAUGCAGAUCCUACAUCUGAUACUUUUGGGGCCCUUCAACAAGAUUUAGGGAGCAGUAUCUUGGAUAAUGAUCUCCAGAAUGAAGCUGAUGGGUUUGGAGAAGGGAAACCGAAGAAGGAGCUAUAUAAGUGGUCACGACUGCCUGGGCAGGCUUGCCGAAUUCCAAACAAACGUAUAUUAUCCCUGCGUGCUGGGCAUAUGGGUUGCUUUUCUAUUUGUUUCUCAAAUGAUGGGAAAACUUUAGCAGCAGCUUGUGCUGACAGAGAUGGUUAUCCAAUAUACCUAUAUGAAAUCCCUUCGGGAGAGUGUCUCGGGGAGCUGCAUGGUCACCUAAAUGUUGUUUAUGAUCUUUGCUGGUCAAGAAAUGAUCAGCACUUACUCACAGCUUCUUCUGAUGCCACAGUCAGACUGUGGAAAAUUGAGAAUGAAGCUUCGUCUGCCUUAAAAGUAUUGCCCCACCCUUCUUUUGUAUACACAGCUAAGUUCCACCCAAAGGCUAAUUCUUUUGUUGUUACGGGUUGCUAUGAUGCUGUCAUAAGAGUUUGGAAUGUAAACGUGAAAGAAAGCAAUGGACAACUUUUACAGGAAUUUGAUGGCCAUAAUAGUUUUAUCAAUACGCUGUGUUUUGACAUAGAAGGACUUCAGAUGUACUCUGGGGACAGUUCUGGUUUGAUUAUCAUUUGGGAUACUCACAUCAGUGAGAAGUCUCGGCUAAAUCCUGUGCAGAACUGGAGCAUUUUUAAGAUAAUAAAAGAAGAUUACAUGAAAGGAAUCCCAGUAAAUCAUCUGCAACUUCAUCCUAAUGGAAGACGCUUACUAAUUCAUUCAAAAGACAGUACAUUGAGGAUUAUGGACCUCCGAAUCUUGGCUGCCAAAAAAUAUAUUGGGGCUACAAACUACAGGGAGAAACUUAGAAGUGCCUUUACCCCUUGUGGAACAUUUGUUUUUGCUGGAAGUGAAGAUAGAAUAGCUUAUGUCUGGAAUGCUGAAACAGGGGAUCAGGUUGCUAAAUAUUCUGAGCUGUCAUAUACAGCUCCCCUUCGAGAUGUUGCCUUUCACCCUCAUGAACAUAUGGUGGCAUUUUGUGCCUUUGGACAGAACCAGCCAGUACUUGUAUAUAUUUAUGAUUACAAAGUUGCCCAACUUGAAGCUGAAGCAGUACAGAUAUCCAGCAAUAUGAUACUUGAAAACUCUGAAAUACUUGGUCUGCAAGAAUCCCCAAUAUUAUCUGCUGAUCGUUUUGCCAGUGCUGCAAGAAUCUCCAUGAGAAUGCUUCAAGUUAAGCAAAAGCUGGAUUCAGUCUUGCAACCACACUCAAAUAUAAUGGUUUCUGGAGUACAAAGUACUCAGCUGAUGACUCAGAAAAGUGCCAGUUCUUUUGGGGGCUUUAGUCCAGUGGGACAGGCACUCAGCCGAACACCAUCAAUCAAGCUGCAAAUGAGUAACACCGAGGCAAGGAUUUCUUCUCUUAAAAUCGAAGCUGAUAAUGCCCUGCCAUUUCAAGAGACAGUCGUGGCUUUGUAUGACUACACAGCACAUCGAUCUGAUGAGCUAACCAUCCAUCGUAGUGACAUUAUCCAUGUGUUGUACAAAGAUAAUGACAAUUGGUGGUUUGGCAGUCUAGCAAAUGGACAACAAGGUUAUUUUCCAGCAAAUUAUGUGGCUUCUGAGAAUGAGCAUAAUGAUAGUUUCUCACCUGCAGUGGCACAUGAUUUGGAUGAUCGUAAUAUGGAACAAUAUGACAUUGAUCAAUCUUACAGUUCUAACAUGAUGUCAGCAGUCUCCAGCACGUCAAAGGAUCUGAAAUUUAUGCCACAGACUGACACAGAUGCAGACUCACCUGUGACACAUGGAUCAAGGCAUGACAAGCAGCUGUAUCCAGAGCCAUCAAACCGUUCAACCAAAAUGACUUCUCUUCAUGCAGAGCCGUCUGACAUCGCAAACACUGCUUUGCCUGAAUGGGGGCAAAUAAGUGAAAAGGUGGCUGUGAAACCCAAAAAGAAAAAAAUAUUAAAAAACAGCAGCACUGCUGGGCAAACAAAUAAUGCAUUUGAGCCAGACUCACAAGAUAAUGUUGGAUAUCCUUUAUAUAAGGGCUUGGGGAAAACAAAGAACCAUCUUCCAGUUUAGAAAAGAGAAUGGCUCUUAAAAAGGGCAACAUUUUUGUAUUAGUGUUUUAAAAGGUUGUUUAUUGUGAAAAAUGUAUGUGUUUUUGGAACCAGCAGGAAUAUGUACUAUAGGGAGUGCCCGUCUUAAUUUCUAUCCUUGUAAAAAAAUUUCUAUCCUGUAAAAAAGAAAAUAUCAAAAAGAAAUACAAGCCUUGCAUUGGUCACUUCAUAUCCAAAGAGAUUAACCCUGCAUAUGACAGGCCUUAGCCAUAACCUCAGAGAAAGCUAUGUAUUUGCUUAUUAAACCAGCAGUGCCUACAUAUCAACUAGGGAUGCACUGAAUCCACUAUUUUGAUAUUCAGCUGAACCCCAAACCCUUUGUGGAAGAUUUGGCCAAACACCCAAACUGAAUUCUAAUUUGCAUAUGCAAAUAAGGCCACACAAGGGUUAAAGAGAACCGCACACACAGGGGGCUUGAUGAACAAUUUUCAGCUUCCGUGUUUAUGUGAGAAGUAUUCACGCAAUUUUAAGGUUUGGCCAGGCACAUAGAUUCGCCCAAAAAAGGCUGAAUCCUGAAUCCGAAUCCUGGAUUCAGUGCGUCCCUAAUACCAACACCAAAUAAUAUUUCCUGCCUUCCUGUACCUUUUGGGCCAGCUUUGUAUAUAUUUUUGUAUUUUAAUUUUUUUGACCAUUUAUUUUUCCUUUGAUCAUGCCAUAUGCAGGUAAUCCAGAUAUUGGAUAGCAAUAUAGUGACCCCAAUAUGUAGAGCCUGUGCUUUUUGUAAUUCGUACUCUUAAUCAGACUGACUUCAUAAA